CGCGCGCAGCUCCACCGAUGCGCGUGCUCGCCUCGCUCCCGGUCAUGGAUGUUUUAUACAUGGUGUUAUAUUAACCCUCCCGGUGCGGUGAUGGGACGCGCUUGCGCGUGAAGCAGCAGCGCGGACAUGGAAGACGAGCUGGUGUCGGAGGAUGACGUCCUCCUGUGGUCUGAGCAGGAGCUCCACGACGCCGCGCGCAGGAACGACACCGGGAAGAUGCUGGAGCUGAUCCAGAAGGGCGUGAACGUCACAGCCAAGAACAAGAUCGAGCGUAAAGCGCUGCACUGGGCAGCCGGGGCCGGGCACGAGCAGGCCCUGCGGCUGCUGCUGGACCACGACCCAGACGUCAACGACGGAGACUCUUUCGGCAUGAACGCGCUGCUCCUGGCAGCCUGGUUCGGUCACCUGCACAUCCUGCAGGUCCUGGUGUCCUGCGGAGCCAAGCUCAGCUGUGAGAACAAGGACGGUCUCACCAUGCUGCACUGUGCUGCUCAGAGAGGACACAUCAGAGUGCUGGAGUUCAUCAUGGAGGACCUGGAGGACAUGCGUCUGGACAGAGUUGAUAAGUCGGGGAAGACGGCGCUGCACCUCGCUGCUGAACACGGCCGGCUGGAAGUGGUGGAGUUUCUCAUCGGACUGGGCUGCACUCACGGCUCCAGAGACAAGGAAGAGAACACGGCCAUGCAUCUUGCAGCCAGGGGGGGGCACACUGAGGUCCUGCAGAAGGUGGUGGAGACCGGAGUGGAUGUGGAUGAGAAGAACGCUGAAGGUCUCACAGCGCUGCACCUGGCAGCUGACGGGGGUCACUACGACUGUGUCAAGCUACUGGUGGAGUCCGGCUGCAACGUCAACGCACAGACUAACAAAUGCAUGAACGCCCUGCACUACGUGUCCCGGCACGGCUUUGAGCGGGAGGUCAGUCUCCUCCUGGAGGCUGGAACCCUCAUGGACCUGGUGGACAACCAACACACGGCGCCGCUUCACCUGGCCGUGCUUCACAACCACGCAGAGGUCGUGCGGCUGCUCGUAGACGCCGAGUGCAACCUGGACGUCCCCGACUGCAGGCAGCAGACCGGCCUCCACAUCGCAGCGGAGCACGGCUGGCAGGACCUGGCGGAGAUGAUGCUCAUCUCCGGCGUCGACCUCAAUCUGAGAGACAAGCAGGGGAAAACGUGCCUGGAAGUGGCGGCGAGGGGGAACCACGUCCUCCUGGUGGACAUGAUCAUCAAAGCUGACCGCUUCUACAAGUGGGAGAAGGACCACAUGGGCGGUAGGCCGGACUCCUGGGAGGGGGGACCCCUGACCUUCAAGCAGGACCACCAGCCGGAGACGCAGCACCUGCGCUCCGUCCUGUGGAGCCUGGCCACCCGGUACCUGUGCCGCGGGGAGUGGAAGAUCCUGGCCCAGCACUGGGGCUUCAGCGACGCUCACAUCCGAGCCCUGGAGCACCAGUGGACAGGUAUGAAGAGCUUCAAGGAGCACGGUCACCGCAUGCUGCUGAUCUGGCUUCACGGAGUUCUGCUGGCCGGGGAGAACCCCAUCAAAGCUCUGUACGAGGGGCUGGUGGAGAUCUCCAGGACGGACCUGGCAGAAUGUAUCCGGCAGAAGGCCAAUGCAGAAACCAGCUCUCCCAAAAUAUGCUCCGCCAUGUGAUGAACAUGGAGGGAACUAUGAUGGCAACCCAACAAAUCCAAGUCUUCAGUUCACAAAACUUCACUAAGCUGCAAGUGAAUCCAGCCCAUACUAUCUAUCUAUCUAUCUAUCUAUCUAUCUAUCUAUCUAUCUAUCUAUCUAUCUAUCUAUCUAUCUAUCUAUCUAUCUAUCUAUCUAUCUAUCUAUCUAUCUAUCUAUCUAUCUAUCUAUCUAUCUAUCUAUCUAUCUAUCUAUCUAUCUAUCUAUCUAUCUAUCUAUCUAUCAUCUGGAGUCUGCAAAUAUGUGUAUAUAAGUUUUGCUUUGUUUUUUUUUGUUUGUUACUGUUGUGUCAGUGAUUGAAAUCCAGAGAACAGACUUGGGUAUUAAAGUUAUGUGUGAAAAUACUGCACUAUACAUGACUGUCUAAGGUUCUUAUCCCUUGUAGUCCAAUCAAAAAUAUAUGUGUGUGUGUGUGUGUGUGUGUGAUGACAGCAUGUGUGUGUUCCUGCUUGAAUGCGUUUGUUUUAGAUCAGUGUAAAUAGGGGUAAGGAUGUAAAACUGCUGAAGUGCACGAAGUGAAAACAUGACACUAAUGUUAUGAUGUAUUGUUUUUUAUAGAUUUAAUAUUUUUCAGAGUCCUGUAUCAAGUUAUGUCAAUACAUUGCUAAAUUUAACACUGAUACAAUGAUCUUCACCAGUUUUUUGUAAAUAAUUUGAUGCAAGGUGGAUUGAAGCACGUGAAGAAAGUGACACUUUCCCCACUGGUUACUGAACCUCUCCUGGGAUAAUUGUGUAAAGAUGAAUUUUAUUAAAUCAAUGCAGUAAACCGA
Molecule: messenger RNA, 2462 nt
Organism: Cololabis saira (Pacific saury)
Lineage: Eukaryota; Metazoa; Chordata; Actinopteri; Beloniformes; Belonidae
Gene: ankdd1a
Product: ankyrin repeat and death domain containing 1A
Exons: 15
Coding region: 127-1653 (508 amino acids)
Biological process (GO): signal transduction; positive regulation of transcription by RNA polymerase II
Cellular component (GO): nucleus
Molecular function (GO): transcription cis-regulatory region binding; protein binding
Source: RefSeq, a predicted model, not a curated record